AGCACCAGCUGUAGCACGUAACAACAACAAACCAAGCAGGAACAGAAGUGUGCCAGAAAUGAGUUGUGCUUUCCACCUCCUAGUUUCCCGCAGUCACUUGCACCACGGCCGUUUUCUGUUCGUCUUGUCCCAACAAUCCCUGUUACUCAGAGCACUCAGCUCUGGCUCCCACAUCAGCCGCAGCCUGCAGGAGAGCUACAGGCUUCUGCAACUGCCUGACGAGGGACACAGCACUCCUGUGCAGGUGAAAGAGGCCUACCUGAGCCUGGCAAAGCUCUACCACCCAGACUCUGGGGCUCCGACUGCAGAUGCAGCGCUGUUUACCCGUAUUGAGGAGGCCUACCGUGCUGUGCUGGCACAUCAGAGCAAGACCAAACAGCCUGAGUGGGAUAAGGAAGUGGAGGAUGAGGAUAAGUCCAAAGGUGCAGCACUUCAACACAGACACUACCUCAGCUAUGAAGGUAUGGGUUCAGGCACCCCCAGCCAACGUGAGCGUCAGUAUCGGCAGAUUCGUGUCGACAGGGCAUCUGAGCAGGUUUUAAAUUACCGGCAGAGGGAGCACGAGAGGGCAGCUGCUGCAGAGGGGGCACUGGUGGAACGGGAUAUGCGUCAGCGCAGCCAGAAGAUCAAGAUCACCCAGGCUAUAGAACGGCUUGUGGAAGACCUGAUCCAGGAGUCCAUGGCCCGUGGAGACUUCAGGAACCUGAGUGGAGCUGGGAAGCCCCUCAACAAGUUUGAGCACAAUCCGUACGCUGAUCCUAUGACCCACAACCUCAACCGCAUCCUCAUAGACAAUGGUUACCAGCCACCCUGGGUCGUCACACAACGCGACAUCCGAGAAACUACUGCUCAGAUUCGAAAGAGGUUAUUAGAGGGGAGGGCCAAGCUUGGUGACCCCAUGAGCCCCAAAGAGCACAGUCAAUGGGAUCAGCUGUGCGCAUCGGUAGAGGAGGAGCUGGUGAAACUUAACAAGAUGGUGGACAAUUACAACCUCAUUGUACCGAUGCUCAACAUGCAAAUGGUUCACUUCAGUUUGUACAGAGAGAUCGACCGUGCCGUGAGAGGAGCCCACCAGCACAGACUGGAGCAGCAGAGAGAGAGAGAGAAGGAGCGAGAGAGGAGGAAGGAAGAGAAAAAAAGAGCCAACACAGUGAAUAAGCCUAAAAAUACCAAACAAGGCCUGAUGUCCUGGAUGCAAAAUUUGCUGAGAUGAAAACACUAAAACUCUGAAUCUAAGUGAACAUAACGCAUAUUUGACAUCAGUGGUUUAUUAUGACUUAAACCAAUCAUUAUAGUCCACGGGGCAAUAUUUCAGACAGACUUGUUCACCUGCUUUGCACAGUCUCAUUCAAAGUCAGAGACAAAGGUUCCACUCAACCAGUUUUAUUCUGUGUUACUACUGAUAUGCAGGAUUGUAAUCAGGUGUUAAUGAAAGAGGUUCAGGUACCCUGUGACUAUAAAGGGUGAGGAACUGGAUGUGUUAGUAACAAAGAGGCUAUUUUACGAUACAAGUUGUUUCUGUGAAAUUAGUGAUCUGCAAAUACAAACCUAAUGCUGUAACUUUUGGUUGCUAUGUGACA
Messenger RNA from Toxotes jaculatrix (banded archerfish), 1580 nucleotides. RefSeq names its product DnaJ (Hsp40) homolog, subfamily C, member 28 (gene dnajc28). The coding region runs from base 59 to 1213 and encodes 384 amino acids. The record is from RefSeq and is a predicted model, not a curated record. The transcript has 2 exons. NCBI's taxonomy places the organism in Eukaryota, Metazoa, Chordata, Actinopteri, Toxotidae.